This is a messenger RNA of Sesamum indicum (sesame), 2080 nucleotides long. Its product is annotated as pumilio homolog 15. Gene Ontology annotation, cellular component: cytoplasm. NCBI's taxonomy places the organism in Eukaryota, Viridiplantae, Streptophyta, Magnoliopsida, Lamiales, Pedaliaceae. The record is from RefSeq and is a predicted model, not a curated record. Gene Ontology annotation, molecular function: mRNA binding. Gene Ontology annotation, biological process: post-transcriptional regulation of gene expression.
AAUACAACCCCUCAAUAAAACCCCUUUAAAUCCUCACAACAUACACACACAACACACACAUACGCCAUUCUCUUCGUAACGGCGAUGGAGAGGAAAAUCCCUGAAAUCCCCUAUUCUCCAGCGUACCAGACGCCUGAAAAUUUCUUGAACCCUCAUUACCAACGCUUUCUUUCCGCUGAAAACCACCCGCAGAGUCCAUUGAUCAAAGACUGACCCUGUUCCCCGAUUUCGGUUCUCAUGGCCAAAAGCCGUCGUUUAUCAGUCGUCCGGCAACCCUUGAUGCUGUACCGGAGGUUGAAUCAGUUCCUUUACCAAUGGCUUUUGGAGAAAGACAGCAGGCUGUUUUUUGGGCUCAGUCGCAAAGUAACAAUGGUGGAGUCAAUGGGCCUUUCGGCUUUUUUGGGGCCCACCAGGAUAUCCAUGUGGACCCGGAUGCAAUUGGUUUUCUUGGGAGAGGCCCAUAUGUUAAUGGUGGUGAUCACCCCCUGAAAUCGAUGAAGUAUCCUCAAAGACAAGAUUUUUACAGUGCUACUUGUGAUUAUAAUGACUUGUCUUUCUUGCAUGGCAAGGAACCAUCUUCAAGAAAAGGCAACACCCUUUUCCCAGUUUUAUCCUCGGCCCAGAAAAGCAAUUUUUAUAGUUCCACUCAUUUGUACAGUAACCAGCACUUGCACCAGUGGCAGCAACAGUUUACUCUUGAAAACAUGAGGGGAAGAAUAGUUACGUUAGCAAAAGAUCAAGUGUGGAGUGGUAUGCUGAAUUUGAAACUUGAAGAGGGGGUGAGUGAGGAAGAAAUUGAGAUGGUUUUACCGGAGGUGAUGGAAUUCUUAGGUGAUUUGAUGAGGAAUCAGUUUGGGAGUCAUUUUGUUCAGAAGCUUUUUGUGGCAUGCAAUGAGAAUCAGAGGACUAGGAUCAUUAUGGCCCUCACGAAAUUUCCAUUUAAGCUCAUUAGUAUUUGUCUCAAUUCAUAUGGGGCUAGAGCAAUACAAAAAUUGUUGGAGAAGCUAAUUACACCUCAACAAAUAUCGUUGGUCGUUUGGGCUUUAAGCCCUGGUGCUAUUGCGUUGGCCACUGACCCCAACGGCCAGCAUGUUAUACAGUACUGUGUUAAGCAAUUCCCCGGGGAAUAUAAUAAGCAUCUUUUCAACGAGAUAGCAAACAACUGCUUUAAAAUUGCAACCAACAAAAGUGGAUGCUGUGUGCUACAAUCAUGCGUGGAAAACUCUCUUGGAGAAGUAAGAGAGCAAUUGAUAAAUGAGAUAAUAGAAAAUGCUGUGGGACUAGCUCAAGAUCCUUAUGGCAACUAUGUCGUGCAACACCUACUCGGAAUGAGAAUACAAGAAGUCACGACAGAUCUCCUGAAACAAUUCAAAGGGUGUUUUGCGCCUCUCUCCUGCAAUAAGUAUGCGAGUAAUGUGGUGGAAAAAUUUCUGUUAGAAUCAGGAGAAAAUAACUCUGAAACAAUUAUCAUGGAACUGCUGAAAAGUCGUAGUGCCCCAAGGCUUCUUCUUGAUCCUUUUGGGAACUUUGUCAUUCAGUCUGCAUUGUCAGCAUCAAAGGGACACACCCGUGAUGCUUUGCUUAAGUUGAUCCAAGUUAACGAACGGUUGAUGCAAAGCAACCUUUAUGGGAAGAAGAUCCUUGCUACCCUCGAAAAGAGGAAGCUCCAAAAAGCCUAGACGUGGAUAAAUCAAAGAUGGUCAUAACAGGAGAGCCAAGACGUGUAUAAAUACCUUCUACCUGUUUUGGUAUUAUCUGGCUAUGAGAAGAUACUCAUGACGGUAGGUCUGUUCAUAACUCUUCUUCCUAUUUGCAAGUACUGCAUAUUUCCUGAUGUAAAUCUACCUUUUUUAACUGUGAACUCAACUAUACAUAGAAUGUUGUACUAGAAAUAACCACUUAGGAAGCUGUUGGAAUAUCUAAAGCUGCAAGAGCAUUUCAUUCGAAUUCUCUUGCAGACGUAUGCUACGAUGUGCUCUCGAACUGGUGUAUGUUGAGUUAAUCAUAUGUUGUUGUCACGACUUUAGCGCUAAUAUCAUCACCUACCCCGAAUGUUAGAACUAUUCCCUUUUUUUUUUUU